GAUAAACCAACAAAAUGGCAAAAGUGACAUCAACAUUGAAAAUUUGUGGCGGGCUAUGAAGUGAGUACAAUCUUGCCUUUUUCAUCUCUUAGUUGUUUGGCUAGUAUAGAUUAGUCAAAAGCCACAUCCAUCUACCACCUCUGUUGCAAAACCAGGAUCUGAAAGAGAUCAUCAGGAGGAGCUCCCCAGGCAUUUCAGAUCUCGCACAAACACAAUGGUUACAGGCAAAGGUGCCAAAGGCUUGCUUACUGGGAAAUCCUCCACCCUUGCUUCUACUUCUGCUCCUGCCGUUAAUAAUGGUAAUAAGUCUAACAGUACUGACAAGGCUGAUAAGAAGAAGCCCAUCUCCCGCUCAUCUCGUGCAGGCCUCCAGUUUCCAGUUGGGCGUAUCCACCGCCUGUUGAAAUCUAGAGUGUCUGCAAAUGGGAGAGUGGGGGCAACAGCAGCAGUAUAUUCAGCAGCCAUAUUGGAGUAUCUGACUGCAGAAGUUCUGGAAUUGGCAGGAAAUGCUAGUAAAGAUCUCAAGGUGAAGCGUAUCACUCCAAGGCAUCUUCAACUUGCUAUUCGAGGAGAUGAAGAGCUUGACACUUUGAUCAAGGGUACCAUAGCAGGUGGAGGCGUAAUCCCCCACAUUCACAAGUCGCUUAUUAACAAAUCCACCAAGAAAGAUUAGCUUUUUCUACUGAGGUAGUGAUGAACUUCUCAGCUUAGGGUAUACAGUGGAUGUAUUGCUAAUGUAAAUAACUAGAAAUGGAAUUGGUACAUGUUCAAUGAAGAUUGUGGCAUAUUUAUCCCUUGUUUUGAGAUAUGACGUACUAUGGACCGUGCAGAAAUGUCGCUUGAUUGUACUUAUGUUAGAGACAUGAAAGAAACAAUCUUUUUCCUUGAAUGUACAGAGUCUGUUCAGGUGGUUUAUAUGAAGUAAAUUCAAAAUUA
Cryptomeria japonica (Japanese cedar) is the source of this 936-nucleotide messenger RNA. Its product is annotated as probable histone H2A variant 3. The record is from RefSeq and is a predicted model, not a curated record. The transcript is spliced from 3 exons. Bases 215 to 673 code for a protein of 152 amino acids. Lineage: Eukaryota; Viridiplantae; Streptophyta; Pinopsida; Cupressales; Cupressaceae. Gene Ontology annotation, molecular function: structural constituent of chromatin; protein heterodimerization activity; DNA binding. Gene Ontology annotation, cellular component: nucleosome.